AUGCCGUCCGCCACCGCGUCCGGGGUAGACAAUGGAGGCUCUGCCAAAUCCCGCGAGCACAACCAGGGGAAUCAGGAUCGGAAAUACACACCAGAGCAGAAGGCGGCUGUGCUGAGGAUACGGAAAUGUUCGGCAACGGCGUACUACGAGAUCCUGUCAUUGGAGAAGAGCGCCUCCGACGGCGAGAUCAAGAAGGCGUAUCGCAAACUGAGUCUGAUGACACACCCUGAUAAGAACGGGUAUGAGGGAGCGGAUGAGGCGUUUAAGUUGGUUUCGCGCGCCUUUCAGGUCUUAUCAGACCCCGAGAAGAAAGCCAAGUAUGAUAGGUUUGGAGGCGAUCCGGACAGCAGGUUCACCCCGAGUGCUGGUCCCUCGGGCGCUUCGCCUUUUGGCGGCUUUGGCGGCGGUGGAUUCCCCCGGUCUGCGGGUGCUGGGGGUCCGAUGUUCGAGGAGGAGAUCUCGCCGGAAGAACUGUUCCAGCGGUUCUUUAGCGGUGGGUUUGGCAAUAUGGGUGGUGGUUUCAGUCCUUUUGGUGGACCCCAGUUUGUUUUCAACAUGGGCGGCGGUCCUGGUAUCCGGGUUCAUCAGUUUGGAGGUGCUCGCCCCCGGAGAAGGCCCCGUGAGGCCAAUGCUCGUACCGAACCUACACCCUCUUUGUGGGCUACCUUCCAGCAGCUUCUCCCUCUUAUUCUCCUCUUCGUGCUUCCGUGGAUCUCGUCGCGAUUCUCCGGUUCUUCGACUCCGGCAGGCCCUUCGUACCGUUUUGACGCUGCCGUGCCUCCCCACACAAUGCAUCGCACGACACCCAAGUUGAACGUGGACUAUUAUGUAAAUCCCGGGGAUGUGGAAGACUACAGCUCGCGGAAAUUCCGGCAAUUGGACCAGCGCGUGGAGGUGGACUACGUUACGAAACUACGGUACGAAUGCGAAGCCGAACAACAUAGGCGCGAUCGCAUGCUCCAGGACGCCCAGGGCUGGUUCUUCCCGGACGUAGACAAGAUCAAGGAAGCGAGAGCAAUGGAGCUUAAGAGUUGUCGGCGACUAGACUCCCUCAAGGGGAGGUACUGA
Molecule: messenger RNA, 1068 nt
Organism: Aspergillus niger
Lineage: Eukaryota; Fungi; Ascomycota; Eurotiomycetes; Eurotiales; Aspergillaceae
Exons: 3
Coding region: 1-1068 (355 amino acids)
Biological process (GO): cellular response to misfolded protein
Cellular component (GO): endoplasmic reticulum membrane
Molecular function (GO): Hsp70 protein binding
Source: RefSeq, a predicted model, not a curated record